Aspergillus mulundensis is the source of this 2610-nucleotide messenger RNA. Its product is annotated as putative PHD transcription factor. Gene Ontology annotation, biological process: positive regulation of DNA-templated transcription. The record is from RefSeq and is a predicted model, not a curated record. Lineage: Eukaryota; Fungi; Ascomycota; Eurotiomycetes; Eurotiales; Aspergillaceae. The transcript is spliced from 2 exons. The coding region runs from base 1 to 2610 and encodes 869 amino acids. Gene Ontology annotation, cellular component: Set1C/COMPASS complex.
AUGGCUGGGGUCAAUCCGUAUGAGACCGAUCCGGCGCGUAUACCAGCAGAUGAUCCUUUCCAUCAACGAAGUCCGAACUAUGGCCGCUAUCUCCCUCGGGUUGAUGACUUCCAACCCCGUUAUAACGACUGGUGCCAAUCCGACCCCAGUGCGACAGAGUACUGGGAAGACACCGUGAGGGCUCUGUGCAUCCCGGAAAACUCAUUACACCUGCAAGGGGAACGACAAGCGUAUGCUGCUGGCAGCAUUAUCAUCCGAGUCGAUCAGGAGGAUGCAGUUGGCGAGGCCGCGGACAAGUUCUUGUGCUUGAAUGCGAACGAGCUCAAUGCGUCCAGGAAGGCGGAGCAUGCCUUUCGGAACUUAGGGGUUGCAGUGCCGACGAUAUACUACUGCGGAAUAAUAGAUGGGAAGAAUGUCACGGUAGAGGCUCGGAUACCUGGCGUUUCUUUGGACGUUGCCUGGAGGUAUCUCAACCCGGAACAGGUGGAGGUGAUGAAACAACAAUGUCGCAUCGUAUCGCAUGAACUCGGUAACGCGGACUCAGGCCAGGAACAACCAUCCUACGUCUGCCCUGAGCUCAACUCACAUUUACCUUUGGAGGGUGCACAGAUGGAGCGUGACUUGCUUUUCGGAGACGAGAAACCUGGCAGUUACCUGCUUGUUCAUAACAAUAUCCUCAUGUCCAAUAUCGUCGUGAACAACCAUCGCAUUGUGGGACUCAUGGGUUGGCGGUACAGUGGGUAUUUUGGGUUUGGGAGGGCAGACAAGGUACAUCGACGGAUUAGGGUUCCGCGACUGGUAUCAGAGUCUGAAUCAGGGCCCAUGCAAAAUCAGAACGUCCAGACGUGGACCAACCUCUACGAAGGCCUUCCAGGGACCGCACCCGAACCGCUUGAGCCAACACGCCCAGUCAAGGUGGAACCAUCUAGCACGAACCUGAACAAAGUACCCCUGAAUAACGGGGAUGUCAAACACGGCAUAGACACGCAGGAAGAGCACCCGACGCCCAAGAACUUGGCAAGCCUAAAAAAUCGCAACUCAAGAGCCUCAUCGUCAGACCGGUCAUCCCCAUCAAAUUCCACCAAAGGAGCAGCCAAGCGGGCAGGGCCGGGGACGAAGAAAGGCAUUGGGAGAAAGACUUCAAUCAAGAAAAGUAAGCUCGAUAUUGAGGACAAUGAGAGCGUGUGUAGCCGCCGCUCUCAAACUCCCUCGUCAGGCCGCACAAGCAAGGCUCCUGCGAAGAAGCAAAGCUCGGCAUCCCUCGCAAAUUCGCCGGCGCCUGAACCCAAGAGGAAAGGUGGCAGGAAGUCGAAAGUUGAGGUAGAGGAAGAAGAAGUUGGGGAAGAAGGUGAAGAGCACGAGGAAGGGGAGGAUGAAGAUGUGUCAGAUCCAGACACGCUUUUCUGCAUCUGUCGGAAGCCUGAUAACCACACUUGGAUGAUUGCUUGCGACGGCGGCUGCGAGGAUUGGUUUCAUGGGAAGUGCGUCAACGUCGACCCGCGAGACGUGGAGCUCAUCUUGAGAUAUAUCUGCCCGAACUGCAAGGAAAAUGGGAAAGGAUCGACAUUGUGGAAGCCCAUGUGCCGACUAAAAGAGUGCCGAAAACCCGCUCGCCACAUAAAUUCAAAACCUAGCAAGUACUGUUCUGAUGAGCACGGGCUAGAGUUCAUGCGUCAGAAGACUCGACACCUCAACCUGAUCACUCAGCCAAAUGGUCAGAGGCCAAAUUCCUUCCUUAGGGCAGCCCUUAGCGGCACGCAAACACCGCGAGACGAUGACAGCGAGUACGAUUCGCAAAUCGAGGAUGAACAGGACAACAGCAACGAAGAUCUGGGAAGCAAAGGCGGCGUCCUCACCCUUGGAGAUCUCACUGCAGUCAUAAUGGGCGUGGGCUCAGCAGAAGAGUUCCGCAAACUUGGAGCUCACAUCGUCGCACCUCCCGAAGAACAGCCCGCUCCAGAACCGACAGAGACAGAACCAGAAGUCCCGCCCACCAAGAAGAAACUCGGCCUGGACUUCAGCCCCGACAACCUAAACUACUCUCCCGACGAAGCGGAGAAGCUUGAUAAACUCCGCAAGAGGCGAGACGACCUCUUCCACCGCCGAGACAUGCUCGCCGCACGAAACACAUUCCUCACUCUCGUACGCCACCGCUCGAAGCACAUUCUCGAAAUCCUGAAAAAGAGAGACCCCAAGGGCGGCUGGAAGGAUAUCUGCGGUUUCGAUACACGACUCGCCUGGUCCGAUGAGGAAUUCGACGAGUGGCGGCUGUCAGAGCCAGGCAAGAAGGCGCUCGAGGAAGGGACGCCUGAAGCUCUGGCGUCGAGCUACCCCAGUACCAACGUCGAUGCCGACGACGACACGGCUAUGGACAAUGAAGAUGAAGAUAGUCUUGAGAGUAUCACCCGCGGCGUCUGCAUGAAGAAGCGCUGUGAGCGGCAUAAGCAGUGGCUCAAGGUGCAGCAGCUAGAUGUUGGAUUCGAGGAGCGUACGCUCGAGACUGAUCUAGUUGAGUGUGAGAAGGAGGCGCAGAGUGUCGUCGAGCGCGCCGUACUGAGGAUUUGGGCUGAGCAUGGGAAUGCUCAGAGUCAGCUGGAGAACGGCGCGUAG